Messenger RNA from Arvicanthis niloticus (Nile rat), 5807 nucleotides. The record is from RefSeq and is a predicted model, not a curated record. NCBI's taxonomy places the organism in Eukaryota, Metazoa, Chordata, Mammalia, Rodentia, Muridae.
UCCUGUGAUUCCAAACAGAAUGCCAGCAGCUACUCUGCAGCAAUGACAGAGCCCAAGUCCGUGUGCGUGUCGGUGGACGAGGUUGUGUCCAGCAACGUGGAUGAGGUUGAGACAGACCUGCUUAAUGGGCACCUGAAGAAGGUGGACAACAACUUCACAGAGGCCCAGCGCUUUUCCUCCUUGCCGCGGAGGGCAGCUGUGAACAUCGAAUUCAAGGACCUUUCCUAUUCUGUACCCGAGGGACCCUGGUGGAGGAAGAAAGGAUACAAGACCCUUUUGAAAGGGAUCUCUGGGAAAUUCAACAGUGGAGAGCUGGUGGCCAUCAUGGGUCCUUCUGGAGCUGGGAAGUCCACGCUCAUGAACAUUCUGGCGGGAUACAGGGAGACUGGCAUGAAGGGGGCAGUCCUUAUCAAUGGCAUGCCCCGGGACCUGCGCUGCUUCCGGAAGGUGUCAUGCUACAUCAUGCAGGAUGACAUGCUGCUGCCUCACCUCACUGUUCAGGAGGCCAUGAUGGUGUCGGCGCAUCUGAAGCUGCAGGAGAAGGACGAAGGCAGACGGGAGAUGGUCAAGGAGAUCCUGACAGCCCUGGGCUUGCUGCCCUGUGCCAACACCCGCACGGGGAGUCUCUCAGGUGGCCAGCGGAAACGCCUGGCCAUUGCACUGGAGCUGGUCAACAACCCUCCUGUCAUGUUCUUUGAUGAGCCCACCAGUGGCCUGGACAGCGCCUCCUGCUUCCAAGUGGUGUCCCUGAUGAAAGGGCUGGCCCAGGGCGGCCGCUCCAUCGUCUGCACCAUCCACCAACCCAGCGCCAAACUCUUUGAGCUCUUUGACCAGCUUUAUGUCCUAAGUCAAGGACAAUGCGUAUACCGGGGAAAGGUCUCGAAUCUCGUGCCGUAUCUGAGGGAUUUGGGUCUGAACUGCCCUACCUACCACAACCCGGCAGACUUUGUCAUGGAAGUGGCAUCAGGGGAGUAUGGGGAUCAGAACAGUCGCCUGGUGCGAGCCGUGCAGGAGGGCAUGUGUGACUCUGACUAUAAGAGAGAUCUCAGAGGUGACACGGAUGUGAACCCGUUUCUCUGGCACCGACCUGCUGAAGAGGACUCUGCCUCCAUGGAAGGUUGCCACAGCUUCUCGGCCAGCUGCCUCACGCAGUUCUGCAUCCUUUUCAAGAGGACCUUCCUCAGCAUCAUGCGGGACUCGGUCCUGACACACCUGCGAAUCACCUCACACAUUGGGAUCGGCCUGCUGAUCGGCCUGCUGUACCUGGGGAUUGGGAACGAAGCCAAGAAGGUUCUGAGCAACUCUGGCUUCCUCUUCUUCUCCAUGUUGUUCCUCAUGUUUGCCGCCCUCAUGCCCACCGUCCUGACCUUUCCCCUGGAGAUGAGUGUCUUCCUCCGAGAGCACCUGAACUACUGGUACAGCCUAAAGGCCUACUACCUGGCAAAGACCAUGGCUGAUGUCCCCUUUCAGAUCAUGUUCCCCGUGGCCUACUGCAGCAUCGUGUACUGGAUGACGUCGCAGCCGUCGGACGCUGUGCGCUUUGUGCUGUUUGCCGCUCUGGGCACCAUGACCUCGCUGGUGGCCCAGUCCUUAGGCCUACUGAUUGGAGCCGCGUCCACAUCUUUGCAGGUUGCGACGUUUGUGGGUCCCGUGACAGCCAUCCCUGUCCUGCUCUUCUCCGGAUUCUUUGUCAGCUUUGACACCAUCCCAGCCUACCUACAGUGGAUGUCCUACAUCUCCUACGUCAGAUACGGCUUCGAGGGGGUCAUCCUGUCCAUCUACGGCUUGGACCGAGAGGACCUGCACUGCGACAUCUCGGAGACGUGCCACUUCCAGAAGUCGGAGGCCAUCCUGCGGGAGCUGGAUGUGGAGAAUGCGAAGCUGUACCUGGAUUUCAUUGUCCUGGGCAUCUUCUUCAUCUCCCUACGGCUCAUCGCCUAUUUCGUCCUCAGAUACAAAAUCCGGGCUGAGAGGUAAAAACACCUCCAAGCCAGCAACGAGGCAAAGCAGACAUUGUGACCAAGGGCACUGCUGGGAAGUAGCAGCGCACCUGCUCCUGGUGACACAGACUCUCCCAACCCAACCUGGAGGCCGUGCAGGUUGACGAUGACCAGUGUUCGGAGCCUCUGCCCGCCGGGUUGGAACUGUUCGUUUCCUUUUCUAACUAGGAAGAUGUAGGAUGGUUGGGUUUUGUUUUUGUUUUUGUUUUUUUUUUUUUAACAUGUGGGAUUCAAAAUACAACUGGCAUAGAAGGUCAUCCUCUGCUCCAGCUGGGGACAAGAGGCUUCUUCGGUAGAUUGCUCCCAGAGUCCAGAACACACUGGCCCUGGACGAGGAGUGUUGGUCAAGUUGGUCCCCAGAGAGGUGGAUGUUUUGGGGGAAAGUCCACACGUAGCGGGCGCAGACUCCGCCUGAGACUGACUGUCUUCUCUUAAGGUCUCGGCCGUCUAAAAGUUCCUCUCAUUUCUGAAGAAGUCACUUUCCGAGCCAAAGUCGAUGAAUUUCAUUCACUUCAGAGAUUGUAUCUUUUUAGUACUUCUUGAGGACUUAUUCAGGGUAAAAGAUGUGUUAUGCUUAGAAACGGAAGAGUCCAAACAUAGCCACCGAGUGGGGCUCACAGACAAAACCAGAAAAGGUCAAACGCAGGCUCCGGGUGAGGGAGACACCACACCAGCUGCGCUGGGCCAGCAGGGACUAACACGAGGCAAUUCAAUGCAGACAGUGCUGGGGGGAGUUGGUAGGUUCCUUCCAGACUUUCUUUCUCAUGUGCUUCUUAUUUUAAGCAAACCAGAUAGGCUUAAAACUCUUCCUCAGUUUCCAGACCACUUUCAUGUUGCCCAAGAAAUACUUGAUCCACUCUGUCGAUUUUGAAAGAUUAUUUUCCCUUUCUUCGUGAAUCACAUUAACUACCUCCACCGAGCCUGGGAAGCCGGCCUGGGGACACAUCGGGUAUAUCCCUCAAACUUGGGGGGUGGGGGGAGGGAAAGCAAUGGGGCGUCAAGGAUAGGCAGGCUGGCUAAGUGGAAGGGGAGGUACCAUGGAUACCCCCAUUAAGAAAACAUAGCACCACCACCCUAGGAUUCGUCUCCUACAAAAGUCUCUAUUUUUGUGGGUACUUUACCCCUGCAAGCCCCAGUUUCCCCACCUGUAAGUAAUUGCACUAGAUCUUGUCUUGACAGGUCCUGAGAUUCCUCUGCUGUGGCCUUGACGUUUUUCGUAUCUUAUCUGUAGAGAAUGACAAGGGUCCGAAUUUUACUUACCGCAUGGAUGACGUGCUUUGGAACUCUAGAGAUGCUUUUUAUUUUUUACACUCCUAGAUCUUUUUUAUAGAGAACACAAUUGAAAUGCGUAUUACGAUGUAAUUUUCAGUUUGCUUGUUCUAUACAAACACGGCCUUGCCUUCUAGACUCAGCUUUUAACCAGGGACACGAUUCGCCUUUAUAAAAAAUCUUCAUUAAAAAAACAACAAAACAAAAAAACAAAAAAACAAAAGGUCUUCAUUUAAUUUCAAGAUAUUAGGCAUGGCAUCCAGGGAGGAACUGGCUGCUGACAGCUGUGAACUAUGAGCUGAGAGGAAUGGGUGUUGGGUGGGCAGACCUCAGUCUGGCACUUGGCUAAGUUGAUGCCAAAGGACCCACUCCCAUCCCAUUCACGUCUCCACGUAUGGGUUGGUAUGGUGAGUCAUGCCUGGAAGACUCUGCCAGGGGUUGCAUCUCUUCUUGGAGACUGCUGUGCUGUCAAUCACAGGCAGGGUGGGCCAUGAUUCAAAUCUGGAAGGGCUCCUUGGCCUCUGGAAGAAUUCUUUCCUGUCCAGGUUUGUCCUCGAUACUGAGAAUAGCUUGUCACUGCUCCUAAGUAAGUGAGGGUGCCAUGGGGUCCUUCCACAUGGCAGAGUCUGAGCUCAGGAUACAAGAGCUGGCAGGCUGCUGGAGGGGUCAGGGUGACCCAGGCGGUUGGUAAAGGAUGUUGACCAGAACAGGUGAGAAGUUAGAAGUCAGCCAGCAGGAUAGCGCUGUUCACUUGCUCUGCAGACAUGAGGAAGGCUGACAACCAUACGAGGGGACUCUGCAUCCUUGUCCCUCAUCCAGUGGGACAUCCCCAGGGACCAUGGUGUGUGGCUGUGCCUAUCCCCAUACAUAGCCUGGAUCCCAGAGAUGCUGUCUGGAUUUCUAUACCAUUCCCUUUUCUUCCUCCUCCCGUUCGUCUCAGUCAUGGUAGGAGAUACCCGGAAGUGUGCACCCCCCUGACACGUCUUAAAGUCAGACUUCCCUUGCAGUUGGGUUCCCUGGCAGCUUUCCUUUCCUCUCUAGUUGAGUUCCUUCAAUUGAACAAUUACAUUGGGUUAAAAGCUACCCCACCUCUUCACGUUAGCUGAUUAAAAACAAAAGUCCUCAUGUAGAAAACGAAGGCCCAAAGACAGAAUUUACCAGGACCUUGUCAGAGAGAGAGAGAGAGAGAGGCUGGUGGGGUCCUGUCGGGUUGAGGCUCAGAAAAGGCUGGAUGCAAGGGUGGGGCUGCUAGCCUGUCUAGCCCUUUUCUUUGUCCAUUGCCCCACCCCCCCAACACACACACAGCCUCUCCUACCUCCUUAAACUCUCUGUUGUUACUUCUAGGGAGUGGGGGAGGAGUCAGUGAACACUGCACACAGCAGGAGCAAAAAUCUCCCUUCCUCGCCUGGAGGUGAGGAAAGGCAACCAUUCAGAUCAGAAAAUGGAACAGAAAGCUUAGAAAGGUCAUUUUUUUUUUUUUUUUUUUUUUUUUUUUAAUUAACCCAAGGCCAGGGGCCAAUAUCUGCAAAGCAGAAAACACCCAAAUUUUCUGACAACAGAAAAACAGACUGGAGGUGAGCACCUUCCCUUGGGAGUGUCUGGGCACUGUGCAUGCAGUCCCUCUGGCUUCUCCAUCCCAUAGUCAUCCAUCAAACCUUCACUGAGCUGAUUUCCCCCGUUUUCCAGGCCCCGAGGCCAAGGAAGGGAUGUUCCUUCAGGGCUUACCCCAGUGGGCGGUUACUUCUCUCUCCUCCUCUGUGUAGCAUUGGGUUGGGGAGAGGCUGGCAAGGUGCUGAGGGUCUUCAGAGCCCCUGUCAGACAUCAGAGUCUCUGCUUUCUGGCGUUCCCAGCAGUCAUUGCUCAAACCAUGCAACAGGCUGACAGGGAUUAGACAGGUGUAACUCGGAUGCAGUGGCUGCCUACCUGGUCAGUCACUCUACCACUAAAGAGAAGGCGGAAGGGAGAGGUCAGUCUGCUCUCUGUCCCCUGAGGGAUUUACAUCCAAGUGCCCAUGAUGAAUAUCAUUAGCUCACCUUAGGCCAGCCUUGCCUUUGUCUCGGUGAGGGUGGGCCCAUUCUUUGCUAAAUUAACUGAGCUUCCCAAGACAGCACUAGUGGGCCACCUCAGGCCAGACUCACUGGUGUCAGUGUACUUUGUGAUUGAGUUGUCUAUCCGUGAUUUUGCACAUGCACUUAUGUGCACGCUCACAUGUGCACGUGUGCAGGCCUGCUCUCGAACAUGUCUGAUAGUGUUAUUCUGUGGCUUUCCCUUCAUGUCAGUAGCCUAGCAACCUCCAAGUCUUUACCCAUCACCUUACUCCAAGGAGGAAAGAUAAAAUUCAUCCAUGCCUAUGGCUCAGGAGACGAAGGACUCUAAUGGAAAACCCAUCAAGGCUAUUCGUGAAGAUCAACUAAAGGAGAAUGAGAAUGUGACAGACAGACAAACGGAACCCAGCAGGGGAGCUCGAGGAGCGGACUGUAUCAAUACCAAGCUAGAUACUCGGAAGGCAUAAAACUGCUAAUAAAGUAUUUUAUAUAA